Messenger RNA from Drosophila ficusphila, 682 nucleotides. Its product is annotated as EEF1A lysine methyltransferase 2. Lineage: Eukaryota; Metazoa; Arthropoda; Insecta; Diptera; Drosophilidae. The record is from RefSeq and is a predicted model, not a curated record. Gene Ontology annotation, biological process: peptidyl-lysine monomethylation; peptidyl-lysine dimethylation. The transcript has a single exon. Gene Ontology annotation, cellular component: cytoplasm. The coding region runs from base 5 to 649 and encodes 214 amino acids. Gene Ontology annotation, molecular function: protein-lysine N-methyltransferase activity.
AACAAUGGAUAGCGAACUGUCUGGAUCAGAGCUGGGAACCCAGGAAUACUGGGAGUCUAGCUAUAAUCGUGAGAUUAGGAACUACAAAAGUCACGGAGAUGUGGGCGAGAUCUGGUUCGAUGAGGACUCCCAGCAGCGCGUGAUCGACUGGCUGCUAAAGCAGAAAGUAGACAAGAAAUCAAAUGUGCUCGACCUGGGAUGCGGCAAUGGCAUGUUUCUCGUGGGGUUGGCCAACGAAGGGUACGACCAUCUGACCGGGGUAGACUACUCCCCCAAGGCCGUGGAAUUGGCCCAGAAUAUUGCAGGAGACAACAAGCUAAACAUCACAUAUAAGGUGGCGGACUUAACCCAGCCGCAGGACGAGCUGGGAACCUUUGAUGUGGUUCACGACAAGGGGACAUACGAUGCGGUCAGCCUCUGUCCCGAUAAUCCCAAGGAAAAGCGCGCCCUUUACCUGAAGACUGUGCAUAAAUUGCUACGAACUGCCGACAGUCUUUUUGUCAUUACAUCAUGCAACUGGACAGAGGAAGAACUGGAGAAGAGCUUUGCCGAGAAGUUUGUAAAGCACCACACAAUUCCUACUCCGACCUUCAAAUUUGGAGGCAAAGUGGGCAAUGUGGUUACCUCAGUCGUAUUUAGAAAGCUUUGAAUAAAGAACAAAUUUUCCAAUUUUAUAAAAAAA